Molecule: messenger RNA, 2331 nt
Organism: Aspergillus novofumigatus IBT 16806
Lineage: Eukaryota; Fungi; Ascomycota; Eurotiomycetes; Eurotiales; Aspergillaceae
Product: 2-isopropylmalate synthase
Exons: 5
Coding region: 199-2079 (626 amino acids)
Biological process (GO): L-leucine biosynthetic process
Cellular component (GO): mitochondrion
Molecular function (GO): 2-isopropylmalate synthase activity
Source: RefSeq, a predicted model, not a curated record
GAACUCUGUCGUCCACAUUUCUCCCUCUACUUAAAUAUCGUUCUCUGAUCAUAAAUCCUUCGUUCAGUGUCAUUCAGGCACAUUUUACCAAUUAAUUGUCUGGUCCUCCCUUUCCUCCUUCUGGCCACAAUAUCCUCAAGUGACUUUCUCUACCUUCUUUCCCCACCCCCGCUGCGGACACCGCACGAUACCGCCAUCAUGCCUAUGCUUAAAGAUCCCUCGAAAAAAUACAAGCCCUUCAAGCCUCUGCAUCUCCCUAACCGCCAAUGGCCCGAUAAGGUCAUCGACAAGCCGCCCCGCUGGCUGGCUACUGAUCUGAGAGAUGGCAACCAGAGUCUGCCUGAUCCGAUGGAUGGUGAUCAGAAGUUCCGGUUCUUCAAAAUGCUCGUCGACAUCGGUUACAAGGAAAUCGAAGUAUCGUUCCCCUCGGCAUCGCAAACGGACUUUGAUUUCACUCGACGCCUGGUAGAGACACCUGGCGUCGUUCCCGACGAUGUCUGGCUCCAGGUCCUGUCUCCUUGCAGAGAAGAACUCAUCCGUCGCACUGUCGAUUCCCUCAAAGGCGCAAAGAAGGCUAUCCUCCACAUCUACCUGGCUACCAGCCCGUGUUUCCGCCGAAUAGUUUUCGGAACCACCCGCGAACAGAGUCUUGAGAUUGCCGUAAGAUGCACCAAGUACGCCCGCUCGAUAACCAAGGACGAUCCAGAGAUGGCUGGUACCCAGUGGCAGUUCGAGUUCUCUCCCGAAACCUUCUCCGACACCGAGCCUGAGUUCGCAGUCCAGAUUUGCGAGGCCGUCAAGGCUGCUUGGGGCCCUACCGAAGAAAGCCCCAUAAUCUUCAAUCUGCCAGCAACAGUGGAGAUGGCAACGCCAAACAUAUUCGCAGACCAGGUUGAGUAUUUCUGCCGCAACAUGACGGAGAGGGAGAAGUUUGUCGUCUCUGUCCAUCCCCACAACGACCGUGGCUGUGCCGUUGCAGCCGCCGAGCUGGCUCAGAUGGCUGGUGCUCAGCGUGUCGAAGGUACUCUUUUCGGAAAUGGUGAGAGAACUGGUAACGUCGAUCUGGUCACUCUUGCCCUCAAUCUCUACACACAGGGUGUUAGCCCUCAAGUUGACUUCUCGGAUAUCAACUCGGUUAUCAAGGUGGUGGAAGAGAGCAACAAGAUUCCUGUGAAUGAAAGAUGGCCCUACGGUGGUCAGCUGGUUGUCUGCGCGUUCAGUGGCAGUCACCAAGACGCUAUCAAGAAGGGGUUCAAGCUGCGUGAAAGCGCCAACGCCACCGACGACGACGAGUGGGUCAUUCCGUAUCUCCCUCUGGAUCCUCAGGACAUCGGACGGAACUACGAGGCUGUCAUCCGUGUCAACUCCCAGAGCGGCAAGGGUGGUGCCGCCUGGGUCAUCCUGCGCAGUCUGGAGCUGGAUCUCCCGCGCGCUCUGCAGGUAGAAUUCAGCAAGGUCGUUCAGAAGAAGACCGAAGCCGUCAACCGGGAGCUGCGGCCCAAGGAAAUCGUCGACCUCUUCGAGGAAGCGUACCACCUCAAGUCGAACCCUCGCUUCAACUUGCCGGGCAAGGCCCUCAACACCAAGAACCUCAAGCGUCGCUUCACCGGUAUCAUCGAGAUCGACAACAUCCAACACGCUAUCACUGGCGUUGGCCCUGGUGCCAUCUCAUCUCUGGCAAAUGCUCUGUCGACUCUUGGUAUCGACCUCGAUGUCGUCGACUACAAGGAGCACUCGAUCGGUCUCGGUAGAGACGUGAAGGCCGCCACAUACCUCCAGUGCACUGCGGCCGGAAGCAAAGAGCAAGUCUGGGGUGUUGGUAUCCACCAGGACGUGGUACAAGCCAGUUUGAUCGCCCUCCUCAGCGCAGCCUCCUCGUUCCUGACAAGCCGUGCCGGCUCCCCCGCUCCAUUCCGCCCUCAGCGCUCCAACACCCUCACAGACGAGGAUCUGCAAGCCCUCGAGCAUCUCGGCAGCUCCAACGUCGCGGCCAUCACAGCCGCGAAGGUCACAACCAACGGCAGUGCCAAGUCCAAAGUUGAUCUGGACGCGCUGACCGCCCAGGCGAACAGCCAGUAAUCUCCUGUGUGUUCUACGUAUCUUCGAAGCUUUUUUUCCGUCUCGAUAUAUGGUUCCCACAUUCCAAAAAAGGUGGCGAGUAGCGAAGGAAAAAACUUAGAGGCUAAAAGCAAGGCUAUUUACAGUAUAAUUCAAUUGUACAGAUUGAACAUAGUCUCUCUGAUUCGGUUUUGGUGUUGGUGAACCAGUCUUAUGAUACUGUAAGGAUGCACUCUGUAUAUCAAGUACUACAAAUCUCAGCCUUCCGUGGAG